Oryza sativa Japonica Group (Japanese rice) is the source of this 1228-nucleotide messenger RNA. RefSeq names its product probable esterase KAI2. The record is from RefSeq and is a predicted model, not a curated record. NCBI's taxonomy places the organism in Eukaryota, Viridiplantae, Streptophyta, Magnoliopsida, Poales, Poaceae.
GAUGCAUUGGUACUAGCAAUAUACUACCAGUACACCACCUCUCUCCCUGGUCUUGUUUGGCUAGCUAAGCUAGUGAGAGAUGCCGCCACUGAAUCCAAGAGUGGUUGGGUGUGGGGAGAGGACACUGGUCCUCUCCCAUGGCUAUGGAGGCAGCCAGGCCAUCUGGGACAGGGUGCUGCCUCAUCUCGCCGAGACGAACAAGGUCGUCCUGUUCGACUGGGACUUCUCCGGCGGCGGCGGCGACGGCGAGAAGGCGGCGGCGGAGGAGGAGGAGGAGUACACGUUCGAGGGGUUCGCGGACGAGCUGGUGGCGCUGAUGGAGGAGAUGGGGGUGAGCGGGGCGGUGUACGUGGGGCAUUCCAUGGCCGGCAUGAUCGGCUGCAUUGCCUCCAUCAACCGCCCCGGCCUCUUCACCCACCUCGUGCUCGUCGGCGCCUCCCCGAGGUACAUCAACUCGGAUGACUACGAGGGCGGCUUCGACGAGCCGGAGAUCGACGCGAUGCUGGCCACCAUCUCGUCGGACUUCCUCUCCUGGGCCAAGGGCUUCGUCCCGCUCAUCGUCGGCGCCGCCGCCGACAACCCCUCCGCCGCGGAGACGCUGGCGCGGACCUUCUUCGCCAUGGACCCGCGCGUGGCGGACGCGCUGGCGCGCAUGAUCUUCCUCGGCGACAACCGCGGCGUGCUGGGCCGCGUCGCCGCGCCGUGCACCCUCGUGCACGCCUCCGGCGACCCCGCCGCGCCGCCGUGCGUCGGGCGCUACAUGGAGGGGCGCAUCGGGCGCGCCGCCUUGGUGACCGUCGACUCGGCCGGCCACUUCCCGCAGCUCGUGGCGCCCGACGAGAUGCUCCGGAUACUCGACGCUGUGCUCGCCGAGGAGGAGGAGGCGGCCGCCAAGGGCGGCGGCGUCGCCAUCGUCAUGGAGGAGAGGGGCAGCCUCGCCGCCGUCGGCGAGGUGGAGGUGAAGGGCGACAUCGAUGUGGCCACGUAGAUAGCUAGCCACUUGCCACUUCCAUUGUUCCAUGCUUACCGGCCGGUAACCGGUGCCAGCCGGUCAACGACGGCUAUAAGAUUACUUGAUGUUCGUGUUUGGGUCGUCAUGUACGUGGUUCAUAUUAAAUUCGAUAAAUUAAUCGUUUAUGGAUUUGGAAAAUGUACCUCAUACGUCUCAAAAUAUAAGGGAUUUUGAAGGGACGUGAUAUAUUUUAAUACUACUCCUUCCAUCCCCUAA